Molecule: messenger RNA, 4725 nt
Organism: Anopheles cruzii
Lineage: Eukaryota; Metazoa; Arthropoda; Insecta; Diptera; Culicidae
Gene: Ncc69
Product: bumetanide-sensitive sodium-(potassium)-chloride cotransporter
Exons: 8
Coding region: 21-3284 (1087 amino acids)
Biological process (GO): potassium ion homeostasis; sodium ion homeostasis; cell volume homeostasis
Cellular component (GO): membrane
Molecular function (GO): sodium:potassium:chloride symporter activity
Source: RefSeq, a predicted model, not a curated record
AUGACGUCUUCCCGGCCGAGAUGGUCAAGCGGCGCACGUCCCGGCUGCAGUCGCUGCGCAGCAGCUUCCGGACCGACCACCGGGACCCGGAACAGCCGAAACAGCGGAAACCGUCGACCCGGUUCAACGUCGAGGGCGGCGAGUCGGACUCAAACGACGACGAGGAGGACACGCUGAUCGAUGAGAAUCGCUACGCGCGUAGCUUUCGACAUUUCACACGGGAAGCCCUGCCGCGGAUGGACAAUUAUCGGAACAUUCUCUCAUUUCAAGGCAAUCAGAGACCCACGCUAGACGAGUUGCACGACGCUUCCAUCACAAACAAGAACGGUGUAAUUGAAAUCCCCCCUGUUUCAUUCCAGGAAACUAUGCGACGCGGAACCGUACACGAGCCGGCCGAGAUGGAUGGUGGAGCGCUAAAGUUUGGCUGGAUCAAGGGCGUGCUGAUGCGGUGCCUGCUCAACAUCUGGGGCGUAAUGCUGUUCCUGCGGCUCAGCUGGGUGGUCGGGCAGGCCGGCAUCGUGCAAGGAGUCGUCCUGAUCUCCAUGACUACGGUGGUGACGACCAUCACGGCUCUGUCGAUGUCUGCCAUCAGCACGAACGGUGUCAUCAAGGGCGGCGGCACGUACUACAUGAUCUCCCGGUCGCUGGGGCCCGAGUUUGGCGGUUCGAUCGGCUUGAUCUUCUCGCUCGCCAACGCCGUCGCCUGUGCUAUGUACGUGGUGGGUUUUUGCGAAUCCAUGAUUGACCUACUGGCCACGUUCGGGCUCGCGAUCGUGGACGGUGCCGUGAACGAUGUGCGAAUUAUCGGCUGCAUCACGAUCGUCAUCCUGCUGUGCAUCGUGGUCGUCGGCAUGGAGUGGGAAGCGAAGGCCCAGGUCGUCCUGCUCGUCAUCCUGCUGGUGGCCAUCGUGGACUUUCUGAUCGGCUCCGUCUUGGGCCCGAAGUCCGACCUGGAUGUGGCGCGCGGAUUCGUCGGCUACAACGGGACGUUGUUGCUGGAGAACAUGGGGUCCGAUUACCGGCCAGCGAAGGGCACCCAGCACGAUUUCUUCUCCGUGUUCUCGAUCUUCUUUCCGGCCGCCACCGGCAUUCUGGCCGGGGCCAACAUCAGUGGCGAUCUGAAGGACCCGUCCUCGUCGAUCCCGAAGGGCACAAUACUUGCCAUCGUGCUGACGUCUUUUUCAUACGUCAGCAUGGCCGUGAUCGCUGGGGCCACGGUGCUGCGGGACGCCAGCGGCAACCUCACGGACGUCGCAAACGGCACGUGGGACUUUAGUGAGUGCGCGGUGGAGGGAUGCAACUAUGGUUUGCACAACUCGUUCCAGGUCAUGGAGCUGGUGUCCGCGUUUGGGCCGCUGAUCUAUGCCGGUUGCUUCGCGGCCACGCUUUCGUCCGCGCUGGCCAGCCUCGUGUCGGCACCGAAAGUCUUCCAGGCGCUCUGCAAGGACAAGCUGUACCCGAAGAUCAGCUGGUUCGGCAAGGGAUUCGGCAAGAACAACGAGCCGGUGCGGGGCUACAUCCUGACGUUCAUCAUCUCGGUCGCCGUCAUUCUGGUCGGCGAUCUGAACAUGAUCGCGCCACUGAUCUCGAACUUUUUCCUUGCCGCCUACUGUCUGGUGAACUUCAGCACAUUCCACGCCAGCCUGGCGAAACCCGUCGGUUGGCGGCCCACGUUCAAGUACUACAAUAUGUGGCUCAGCUUGCUCGGUGCUAUCUUCUGUAUCGCCGUGAUGUUCCUGAUAUCGUGGCCGACGGCACUGGUGACGUUUGCCGCGGUGCUCACCCUGUACCUGGUGGUGUCGUACCGCAAGCCGGACGUUAACUGGGGUUCGACGACCCAGGCGCAAACGUACAAGAACGCACUGCUGUCCGUGCAGCAGCUGAACAACGUGGAGGAGCACGUCAAAAACUACCGCCCCCAGAUACUGGUCCUCUGCGGGCAUCCGAGCUCGCGGCCGCUGCUCGUCAACUUUGCCUACCUGCUCACCAAGAAGCUGUCGCUGCUCGUGUGCGGUCACGUGACGAAGACGCACGUGUCGCAAAAGUAUCGCAACCACCUGCAGAAGAAGGCCGGUGAGUGGUUCCGUCGGCACAAGGUGAAGGGUUUCUACUCGCUGAUCGACGACAACGAGUUCGAGAUGGGGUCGCGCGCGAUCAUGCAGGCGUCCGGCAUCGGCAAGCUGCGCCCGAACGUCCUGCUGAUGGGCUACAAGAGUGACUGGGACAAGUGCGACCCGACCGAGCUGGAGCAGUACUUUAACGUGAUGCACAAGGCGCUCGACAUGUACUUAUCGGUGGCGAUACUGCGCGUCAGCAAGGGCUUCGACUGCUCGCAGCUGCUGGGCGAGGACACGGUCAAGUACAUCUCGGAGCUCCCGCGGACGCUGGUGGCCAACGACAGCACGAACGAUCUGAUGGGCCAGAACAAAGUAAGCUCUCUGCACGGCAGCUGUGACUCGCUCAGCCGCAACGUGUCGCAAGACCACGCCGAUGUCAACGAGAAGAACGCAAAGAAUUUGAAAUCGAGCAGCACCAGUGACUUGAGCAAAACCAUUUCAGUAGCCCCGGACCCGGUGGAUAUCAAUGCCAAGCUCCUGACGGAAAACACUCAGCGGUCCCUGAAGCGAGGCGAUCCGUCACUGUUGUACCGCGGCCCGGGCGGUGCCGCCCUGCCGAAGGAAGUGCUGGACGAGCUGACACAGUUUACGUCCAAGAAGAAGACGGGCAUCAUCGACGUGUACUGGCUGUACGAUGAUGGCGGGCUCACGCUGCUACUACCGUACAUCAUCAGUACCCGGCGCAACUGGAGCUCCUGCAAGCUGCGUGUCUUUGCCCUGGCCAACCGGAAGACCGAGCUCGAGUUCGAACAGCGCAACAUGGCCAGCCUGCUGGCCAAGUUCCGUAUCGAUUACUCCGACCUGCAGCUGCUGCCGGACGUGACGAAGAAGCCCAACCAGAACAUGACCGACUUCUUUAAGGAGCUAAUUAACGAGUUCACCGUGAAGGAUGACAAUUACGACAGCAGUACAGCUGGCACGGCGUACAUCUCGAAGGCGGAACUGCUGGCGGUGCAGGACAAAACGAACCGGCAUCUGAACUUGCGCGAGUAUUUACUGCAACAUUCCGACAAAUCCGACCUGGUCGUGAUGACGCUACCGAUGCCCCGGAAGGGCGUCGUCUCGGCCCCGCUCUAUAUGGCCUGGCUGGAGGCGCUGAGCCGCGACCUGCCUCCGUUCCUGUUCGUACGAGGCAACCAAACGUCGGUCCUGACGUUCUACUCAUGAGUGCCUCCGGUCCAUUCGGUCGGGGCCACCGUUGCCUUUUUGGUUUUUUUGGCGUAGAUACUAAGGUACAGGUCGCGGCACGGUGGGUUGGUGUGUCCAGUUUGAUAUUUGAUUGCUUCCGAAGAGGGCCAAUCCCAGGCAGUCGUGAGCUAUGGCAGCGAUCCCCACAAUCAUCGUUCAUUCGAUUUUUAUUUAUUACCCCACAACCUUACAUUAGGGCUCUGCGUCAUCCUUUAUUCAAUUCCAAACCGCAAAGAACUUGGCGAGCCACCUCAACUAGCAACCAUCUGAGGAUCGAGUCGCUUUUAUACCGUGUUAGGCGGGAAAAGGACCACCAUCAGCCAUCAGCUGUUCCGCAACUCCAAUCCGUUUCCGUUUAUGAGUCCUUGAUGUAUUUCCCCACAUUCAUCGUCCCCAAGAAUCUAAGCUUCGCCUCCGGGAGUGAUGGUUUUUUUCUGUCCCGGAUUUCCUUCGCCCGGAUGCGACCGCUAGAAGUCAAAACGUAGCCGCGACGGGAAUCAGGGUUGGGCUAUCUGUCCUGAGCCAACAAUCCUGCCCCCGGGUCGCAGGUGAAUUCCCACGGUACGGGGGUUCAAAACAAGCAAAAUCUGGAAACUAUUUUUUCCGCGCACCGGUCAGUAGUAAUUGUGUUUCCAUGUUUCCACCCCCGUCAAGUCAAGAGCUGCAAUCUUCCUAAUCUAAUCGCGUCUACCGUUUCCGGAUGGUUGUGCGGUGGCUACGUUGUCCCGACCCGACUAAAGUUGGCAACCGAAGCGGAAAAAAUGCAUCUAUCUGGAUGCAGCUCUGGGCAGGAGAUAAAAGUCCGGACGCUGACAAGCGGAACAUUCAGGGCCGAACACGUUUGGUUUUUAUUUUUCAGCAUUGUUUUACCGCGCCAGCCCCCAGCUCGUUGUGGUGCAUCCGCCACGGCCAGUCGCUCACCAAGUUCAAAUCCGUCGUAACCUUUCACGCCGGCUUCACAUUCCGUGUUCCGUUCCGAGGAACCGUUCACAGGUUCAGCAGCAAUGCAGAGACAACAAAACGUAAAAGUAUUACUUUUCUGCAGGAGUUUGAAGGAAGCCAGCAGUCCUAGCACGCCCCUGCUAGCCGCUGGUUAGCUCCGCCACACUGUGGUGUGUGUGUGUGUGUGUGGACCUCCCGGGUUUCACAUUCUUUUUUGAAGUAUUAUUUCCCUACCGCUAGGAUUAGUUGUAUUUCCGGAUUUCAAUGCGUACAAGGUUAGAUGUAAGUCCAGGACGAACACAGAGAGUGCCUUAGGCUAGAGUUGUUGCAACGUUCGUUUGGCUUCAGCAUUCAACCGUAACUCUCGCUUUAGUGGCUGGAGUCUGUUGUGAACUACUGUGAACAUUCAAAUUACUCAAAUUGUGUUAAGCGAAUCCGGUUAGGCUUACUUUGUUUGUUAAAAUAAACGGAACUCAUU